Messenger RNA from Cryptosporidium muris RN66, 411 nucleotides. Its product is annotated as Got1-like family protein. The record is from RefSeq and is a predicted model, not a curated record. The transcript has a single exon. The coding region runs from base 1 to 411 and encodes 136 amino acids. Gene Ontology annotation, biological process: endoplasmic reticulum to Golgi vesicle-mediated transport; retrograde transport, endosome to Golgi. NCBI's taxonomy places the organism in Eukaryota, Apicomplexa, Conoidasida, Eucoccidiorida, Cryptosporidiidae.
AUGUUGGAUGAUAAUCGCAAAUUAGGUUUGGGUUUUUGUGGACUUGGGAUAUUUUUAAUUACUUUGGGUGUACUAUUAUUAUUUGAUAGAGCCUUAUUAACAUUGGGAAAUUUAACAUUUGUUGCAGGACUUUCAGUAGUCCUUGGAUUAAGUAAAUUAACUAGAUUCUUCUUUAAGUCUGACAAACUCAAAGGUACUUUUUUUUAUUUUGGUGGUUUAGCAGUUAUUAUUUUGAAAAGUACAAUAAUAGGAUUCAUAUUACAGAUGUUAGGGUUAUUUUAUUUAUUUAAUAGUUUUCUCCCAAAUAUUGUUUCAUAUAUUAAACUCUCCCCUGUAAGUUUUAUUUUGGAUCUUCCAGGGAUUAAACAGAUUGCAGAGUGGAUCUAUGAUCAGAGAAGGCUUCCAUUAUAA